AUGCAUCAAGUUGACUGGAAUGAUUCGACCCCUGAGCGCCGGCUCGCGAUUACGGACCUCGUCAAUAAAUUUCCCCAUACGCCCCGCCCCGCCCGUGAUGCUAGUUCUGAGACACCCUCGUCCUCGGUGCCUCUGAGUCAGCGACCUGACAUCCCAGACAUGUCAUCCGAUGGGUUUACACCACCAGUUUGGAAUCCUGCCAGCAAGCAACGCAACCCGUGGAGAGAGGGGUGUCCACCCAAUCGUCUGCCGACGUGCAGUUCACCAGAUGUCCAUGAAACGCAACAAAUACCUACUUUGAGCUUAUCAGUCCCCCAGAUGGCGACACCCACUACUUCUUCUCACGUCUACCCAGUACCAUCACUUCCUCCAAUGACCUCAAAUCAAGCCACAGCCGAGCUCAACAAGCUUCUCUCUGAACUGGAGGAAGCACGCAACCGCUACAAUCGAUUACUCCCUCAAACCGUGGACGCUCAAGUGGACAUGGAGCGAUGUGAAGCUAAGGUCAAAGAAUUCUACGUGGCUCAUGGCCUGAUGUUAUGA
Messenger RNA from Fusarium proliferatum ET1, 543 nucleotides. RefSeq lists its product as uncharacterized. Lineage: Eukaryota; Fungi; Ascomycota; Sordariomycetes; Hypocreales; Nectriaceae. Bases 1 to 543 code for a protein of 180 amino acids. The record is from RefSeq and is a predicted model, not a curated record. The transcript is spliced from 2 exons.